This is a messenger RNA of Pieris brassicae (large cabbage white), 678 nucleotides long. RefSeq lists its product as uncharacterized. Bases 1 to 678 code for a protein of 225 amino acids. The record is from RefSeq and is a predicted model, not a curated record. Lineage: Eukaryota; Metazoa; Arthropoda; Insecta; Lepidoptera; Pieridae. The transcript has 5 exons.
AUGUGCCCUUUCUUUUCACGUAACAAAUUUAAAAGAAAUAGGAGACAAAAAUCUCAAAGACUAAAUCCAAAUGGAUUUUACGGAAACCCUUAUCAAAACAACAAUAUUCAGAACUAUAAUACAGGACAUUUUUAUGAACGACCAUCAUUUGCCACAGAAGCCCUAUCACGAGUGACUGAAGCACUAACAUCGAUAGUGCUGUACGACGACUUCCAAUGUGUGCCGCGGCUUUUAUGUGAAGCGGCUGGUGGGGGGUUAGGCAGUUCCAACGUUCUGCAAUCUGUGACUGGAUUACAGCCACUUAUGACAUUACUCUCAGCCUACGGUGGUAUUAGCUCAAACCCUCUGUUCGUUUUCGGUAGAGCAGUUCUCUUAGGAAUGUCCUCAAAGGGAAAUCCUGCGUCCUGCCGGUAUGGGUAUCCUCUUUGCCCUACGGACACUGAGCAAUUGGUACAUUAUCUAAACAACCAUAAUGGAGGUUUUUUUCGAUUCUUCAAUGCACCGCAAAAGGGACAAAACAUUCAACAAUUCUACAAUCACUUGCAGGGGAAUCCUCAAAAUGUUAACUAUGUUAAUAAUGAUAAAUAUAAUGAUUUUGUAACUGUGUACGUUGUCAGGGGUAAUGGAGACCCGAACAAACCAGAAAUUGUUAAAUUGAGACCGGGACAAUCUUUAUAG